CUCUCCGCAUCGGUAGGGUUUCGAAUCAUAACGAAACGCGCCGUUUCUCCACCCCAGCAAAUUCUCUCGUCAAAUCUCUCAAUCAGGUUUCGUUUUCUUUAAUGGUUGUUUUGCUGCUGCGUAUUUCUGUGAGUUUUAGAACUGUUGCUAAAUUUGAGAAGAAUCUGUUGUCGCAGAAUGAUUCUUGCAAACUUGUAAACAAAUGGGUAAAGAGGAAAGUCCACAAAUCACUAGAAGAGUGACACGAUUGUCUUCUUCAACUGCCGUCACAAACAAUGAGGUUGAACCAGAAAAAAUAACCAAACCUUAUAAGCCCACACUCAAUGACUUUGUAUCUGGAGGGGAACAACUUAGCUUCAACGAUUUGCUUUCUAGUUUUCCUGCUAGAGGCAAUCAAAUUCGUGAGCUUUUGCGUCUUUUGGGUCCGGUGAAUUCCCCCAUGCUUCCAUUAUUUGUUUAUGGAGAUCCUUCUACUGGGAAAACUAGUACCAUUCUUCAAAUUUUUAGGUACCUCAAUCGCCCUUUUGUGUAUGCUAGCUGUCGUACUUGUUAUAGCCUGCAGAUCUUGUUUGAAUCGGUUUUAAAUCAGUUGUUGCUUCAUAAGAAGAACGCGGCUAAUGGCUAUUCGAGUGCAAAACGCUGUGUUAAGCCAUCUGAUUUUGUCAACUUUCUUCGUGAAGACUUGACAAGUGUUAUUGAAAAGCUCAGGAGUUUGAAGAAAUUGGGUUCAAAUAAGCCGGCUGGAAAGCCUAACGGGAAUAUGCUCUACCUGAUAUUUGAUAACUUGGAGCUUAUUCGUGAGUGGGAUAAAAGUUCGAGUGCAUUACCCUUUAUGUUUAAUCUUUAUGAUGUUUUGAAGAUGCAUGAGGUGGGACUCAUAUUUAUCAGUAAUACUUCACCGGAUACAUACUACUCAAACAUGGGAUAUACAGAGCAUGUUCCUGUUUAUUUUCCUGAAUACACAGAAGAUGAUCUUCGUCAAAUUUUGAUGAAAAACCAAGCUAAUCGAAAGUUAUAUUCCUCCUUUCUCGAUGUUGUCCUGAGACCUUUCUGUAGAUCUACUAGACGAGUGGAUGAAUUAUCAACUGCUUUUUCACCAUUAUUUAGAAAGUAUUGUGAGCCGUUGAGUGAUUUGGCAUCUGUACCCAAUGAAGAGAUGAAGAGAAGGUUGUUUAGUCAUUUUCGGCCACAUAUUGCCCCUUCCUUAAAUGAGAUAUUCUGGGUUCCAUCUAAGUCUUCUACAGAAGCUGAAAUCAACAAGGAUACGAGGCAGAAAGGCAGCACUAGAAAGCCAGAAGUUGGUGACCAUUUUGCUCAGAUAGAUUUCCACAUGUCUACUUCUGCGAAAUAUCUUCUCAUUUCAGCAUUCCUUGCUUCAAGAAACCCAGCUACUCUCGAUGCAUCCUUGUUUGAUUCAACUGGGGGAUCUGAUAGUCGCAAAAGAAAAAGGAAGGCCUCUGAAAAAUCAAUGGAACAGAAGGAAGUUGCUGAACAAGAAUUACUUAUGAAAGGGCCCGGAACUUUCCCUCUGGAGAGGUUAUUAGCUAUAUUUCAGUGUAUAACCUCUGCAGCAGAUUCACUUGAUGAAGAGGAACAUGAAAAUGAUGUCUUGCGAGUUGGAGGGGAUUGUGGACUCAUGUCUGAUGUUCUAUUGCAACUUUCGAGCCUUUGUAAUGCAAACUUUAUUAUCAAAGGAGGAAGCUGCCCUUUGGAGGGUUCAACUCGGUAUAGAUCUACAGUUUCUGAAGAUUUGGCCUUGAAGGUAGCAAGGAACCUGAAGUUCCCUCUGCCAAAUUACUUGUACAGACGAUAAUCUGUGAUGUUGUCUAAAUAGAAGAUAUAUCAAAUAGAAGUGCCUCAGCCUCAGCCGUGCUAGACUAGUUUGUUUAUAUUAAUUUCAGAAACGUAACAUCAGCAUUGUUAAAUGCGUUGGCCGGUCAUCCUAAGAUGUGGGAUCAAUGCAGUUAACCAGUGGUAGAGUCAGAGACAUUUGGAAAAAUUAUUUUCUUAUCAAGCAGCGUAUCAGUUUCUGGGAAAUGAAUGGAUAUUUUGCUCUUAAUUUUGCUCUGUUA
This is a messenger RNA of Populus euphratica (Euphrates poplar), 2072 nucleotides long. It is a transcript of the gene ORC5, whose product is annotated as origin recognition complex protein 5. The coding region runs from base 203 to 1813 and encodes 536 amino acids. Gene Ontology annotation, cellular component: nuclear origin of replication recognition complex; nucleus. Gene Ontology annotation, biological process: DNA replication initiation; DNA replication. The record is from RefSeq and is a predicted model, not a curated record. The transcript is spliced from 5 exons. Gene Ontology annotation, molecular function: DNA replication origin binding. NCBI's taxonomy places the organism in Eukaryota, Viridiplantae, Streptophyta, Magnoliopsida, Malpighiales, Salicaceae.